Messenger RNA from Lutzomyia longipalpis, 1416 nucleotides. RefSeq lists its product as uncharacterized. Gene Ontology annotation, biological process: DNA recombination; double-strand break repair via nonhomologous end joining; response to X-ray. Lineage: Eukaryota; Metazoa; Arthropoda; Insecta; Diptera; Psychodidae. Gene Ontology annotation, molecular function: DNA binding. Bases 48 to 920 code for a protein of 290 amino acids. The transcript has a single exon. The record is from RefSeq and is a predicted model, not a curated record. Gene Ontology annotation, cellular component: DNA-dependent protein kinase-DNA ligase 4 complex; nucleus; DNA ligase IV complex.
UCCUCACUUUAUACAAAAUUUAAAAGGCAAAAUAAUAAAGCAAAAGAAUGGACGAGAAUAUCGCAUUAGAUUGCAAAAAUGUUCAUUUUUGCUGCAUUUCAUUGAUAAAUGGUAAAAAAGUUUUUGUGAAAAGUGUCUGGAAGGGUACGGGAAUUGAUUUGCUCUUGAUCUUCGAGGAGACAUCCCCGAAAAUUGCAUGGACGGGCUUCCUUGCAAAUUGGGAGGUAGAGAGCAAGGCUCAAGACUUGGAAGUACCGCCUGAGGAAUUCUUCAGGAGUACCAAAUUAGCUCUAACUACGGCAGCUGAUAAAUUCCAUUACGACUUCUCCGAGGAGAAUAAUGAAUUUACCUGGACACAUGUUGAGGAUGUAAAGAUUCUCUACGGGUCUGUCCGGAUGACGAAGCUGCCGGAAGUCCCAGAGGCUGAUAUUCGUACAUCAAUGAUGGAUGUAAUUAUUGAGUUAAGGAAGCAAUUGGAGGUCAAGACAACAGAACUGAAGGAUCUGCAGCGAAUCUAUGGGAAGUGCUCUGAGGAAUUUAAGGAAUUCAUCGAGAAGAGUAAUGAGAGGGAAAAUGUUAUGCUGUCGAAGAUGGUUUUGCUGCUAAAUAGCAAAAAACGCCACAUUGCAUCCUUGGAGGAUGGUUUAAAGGUCAAUUCAUCGUCACAGAAUACAUCAAUGAGGAGCAUUGAACUUGAGCAGCAUCCUGUAAAAAAAUCCCAGAAGGAUUCACAAGAUUCCAAUGCUAGUUCACAGGAAAUUAACCUUUUAAGUUUGCCCAAGAGGCAGAAGGUAGCGGAGAAGCCUAGAACAAGGUUACAGCUGCAAAAGGACAAAGACGAAAUGCAGACAACGCCAGAGGAGCCAUCAGGAAGCAAUGUUUACGACAAGGAUACGUUAGAUUUGGAUUUAAUCAAUUAAAUUUAUUUAUAUACCGAAUGUGUUGGAAACUAGCUGACCUAGCUUGGGUUUUUCCUCUUUUUUAGGACCUACAGAUAUAAUUUCUUGUUUUUCUUUUUUUAGAAUUAAAAUGUAGAGUCUAGAAAAAAUAAUAAGAUGGAACAGCAAUAAGCAAAUAUGUAUACGAUGCAAAUUAGACUAACUAGCACAUAACACAUAGAUUUUCUUUUGAUCUCUUAUCAUAGAAAAUUCUCUCUAUUUUAUUGAGAUACAGAAUAAAGAGAAAAAAUAUUUUCUACUUUUUAUAAUAUAUGUAUAUAAAUUAUAAAAUACAAUGUACUUUAAAAAAAAAUGAAAAAUUAGUUUUUUUUUUACUUCUUCAAGUUUUAUUUUCUCUUGGCCAUUGUGCAUUGUCACGGAUUUUUCUUGCAAAAUUAUUUUGCAAAAAAUAUUUUUUUUUAUUAAAUUAACAGAACGUGCGCCAAUGCUAAAAAAAAUUAAUUAAUAAAAAAACAAA